Lottia gigantea (owl limpet) is the source of this 2094-nucleotide messenger RNA. RefSeq lists its product as hypothetical. The coding region runs from base 81 to 473 and encodes 130 amino acids. The record is from RefSeq and is a predicted model, not a curated record. NCBI's taxonomy places the organism in Eukaryota, Metazoa, Mollusca, Gastropoda, Lottiidae. The transcript has 3 exons.
AAAAGGGUCAACAUCUAAAAGCUGAACUAAUAUUUACAAAGACUGUAACAUUGGAUAUUUUCGUGAUAGAAUAAAAAAAAAUGAACACGUUGUCUAUUUUCGUAGUGUUUCUGCUUUCUUGUUGUGUCGAUUUGGUUUACAGUGCAGCAGGUUGUGUAUCCUGUCCUAAAGGUUCAAAUCCUAUAGACUGUGUAGAUAAAUAUGAACCACCAUUUAUUUUGAAUGAGAACGUAUGUCAAAGCAUUAGAAAUCAACGAGGAGAAGUAUCAAGAUUAUGUAAAAAAUAUGGUGGAAAUUAUUUAGUGAAAUGUGAAUUAGAAGACUACUCUGAACGAGCUUGUGUUUCUACAUGUUUACAAACCAGUCCAAGAAAAGGUGUGGUUGAUUCAAGAAAUAAUGGACAAACCUUACAAUCGCCAGCGAUGACACUCUUUGCCUUAACAACGCUUUGCUUUUUCUUUCUUAAAUUCUAAGGGACAUGGACUAUUUUAAGCGCAUCAUAUCUUACAUAAGUUGUCAAGGGUUAAAUUAUCGAAGAUCCUUCCGGUCCCUUUAAAUCCUCUGUUUGUGUUUUCGAAAGAUUUUCGUAAGGGUCUAAAUAAAUUGGCGUCAUAAACUUAUUGUUUGUAAGAAGAGUUACUGUCCUUGCCUAUGAUGCUAUCCGUUUAGUGCUUUUAGACAUGUUAUCCAAAGAACUUUAAAUAGUUCAAUAAAUAUUCAAUAGUUCUCUUAUUUGAAGAAUAUCAGGUAUGUUAGGCUAGGAACUGUUCUCUGAUAAUUCAAUAAUGUAUUUUCAUGUAAAUAACCAAAUUGUAAAAUCUGGCUGAACGUGUUCAAAUACGAACCCCAUGGUAUUUGUAAUAACCAGGAACUGUGAUGGAAUAAUAUGUUGUGUUCAUUUAUUAUGUGCCUUUCCUUAACCAAAUAACUUUUUAUACUUUUAAAAUUUGUUAUAGUUAUUUUUUGUUAAAAUUUGAAAUCCAAUGAAUUUGAAUAUUUCUAUAGUGUUUGUUAUUAAGUCCACGGAUGGUAGAUAUUUGUUGAGUGAAGACAGGAAUAUAAUUGUUCAAUAAACAUGGUUUGGAAUAUAUUUCGACCAACCGAAAUUAGAAUUGAAAUUUUUAAGUAGAAAUUAACCAAACCUUCACCUUAAGGUGUAUUGAGCACGAGUUAGUCAUUAUAUUUAUCCAUGAGAGGAACUGAGUAUGACACGAAUGACGAAAUUCCACUAUAUUGAUACUAGAUUUUUCACAAUAUUUUUUUUCUUACAAUCACAUUGUAAAACUCUCAAUAGAAGUCAAGUCGAAUUAUUUUGUAUAUCAGUUUGCAUUUCAUCAUUAUAUAUAAUAUUUUGCAUUUCAUCAUUGUAUAUCAUUUUACAUUUCAUAAAUUGUGUGCCAAAAUAUCAUGUUCCCUUCAUAGUUUUUGUAUAGUCAAGAAAAUAUAUUAUACAUACAUUUAUAUUCAUUUAUACGAGUAUUCAUUUUGACGAGGAAUAAUAUAUUAAAUGUAAUGUUUUCUACUUAAGUAUUUCAAAUUAUAUUUACUGGUUUUCUCUUUCAUGUAUAUUAUUCUCUCUAUUUGAAUAGAUUUAAACUUUAAUACGAUUUAAUGUAAUUACAUAAAUUCAAACUUUAAUACGAUAUCAUGCAUUUAUAGGAAUACAUUUACAGAAAUAUAAUGUAUUUACAGAAACAAUUAACAAUUUAAGGCAUUUACAAAUAUGUAAUACAUUUACAAACAUGUAAUGCAUUUACAAAUAUUAAAUACAUUUACUAGUAUUUAAGGCAAUUACAAUAAUGUAUUUACAAAUAUUUAGUGCAUUUUAGAAAUUUUUCUUAAUUUAACACAGAAAUUUCAUUUUAGAUUUAUUUAGAAUAUUAAAUUUUCUAUUAUUCUAUUUUCUUCGAAAUUAUACUCAUUUUUAUUUUACCUAAUUUCCUUCAAAAGUAUCUUGAACGCCAUCAAAAAUCUUUUCGUUGAAAAUAGAAUCAAAGAAUUAUAAGUAAGAUGUGUUUUCCACUUUGUCCCAUAAUAACUUCAUAUAAGAAUAUUAGAUUUAUAGAUUGAAAAUAAAUUUAUUUUUUUACACUA